Molecule: messenger RNA, 913 nt
Organism: Emericellopsis atlantica
Lineage: Eukaryota; Fungi; Ascomycota; Sordariomycetes; Hypocreales; Bionectriaceae
Exons: 2
Coding region: 166-807 (213 amino acids)
Source: RefSeq, a predicted model, not a curated record
GUCAUCGCCAUGAGCGCCAGAAAACCUCUGCACAAUCUCCGAAUCCUGGUACACACAUUCAGUUACCUCGUGCCUGGCAGUACUGGAGUAGAAAAACUCACGUUCAUGAGAAGGGUAGUCUGGCGACACCAGUAGGGACGGGAGGUCCAUCCUGCCCAAGAGCGCAUGUUCUCUUCUCCGGACACGAAGGAUCAGGAAUGCAAUUUUCUGUUUGAUUUUCAGAUCCAACCUCCCGCGUCUGAACACGAACCGAUACCGUGGAUUUGGUAUACAUGGUCAGGACAGUCUCUGGCUGGUGGUUUCGGAAAAAUCUCUCCCGAAAAGAAGAAUGAACUUGAGCAUAGCCUAUGGGAUGGCAAACCGUUCCCCCAUGCGACCAAAGGGCCGGAUGGGAAGUACGAUCCACUGACUCGCCGCAAUAUCAUCAUGUCAUACGCAAGCUCUAGAUUACCUCUACACAAGCACGAUAUCCAUUUUCUGAGAGAGCAUCCAGGACACGUUCAGUGGAUAAAGGAUCAGCUCAAGCUUCAAAAGCAGGCUCGAAAAGACCAGCCGUCCCAAAAUGCACCCAGCCUGAAAGGGCCGGAUAAGAAGUACGAUCCACUAACUCGCCGCAAUCUCAUCAUGUCAAACAGAGGCUUUGGUUUGCCUCUAUCCAAAGACGAUCUCAAUUUUCUGGCAGAGUUCCCAGAACACGCACAGUGGAUAAAGGAUCAGGUGUUGCUUCGAACGCAGGCUCGAAGUGAGGCGCCCGACAAUCCCUCUACUAGUGCAGCAAAGAAGAGGAAAACUCCUCCUGAUUCUUGAGGCGUGGUUCACGGUAGUUGAGGAGAACACGACGGGGAAAUACACAGCUACAGCAUGCUUAUCAAUGAGUUGCCCAAAUUCAAUCGCGCAUUGCGUAUAAAGACAA